AUGAGAUUGCAAUAUUUUUCAGCGAUUUUUGCAAGACAUUUUAGGAUUAUUGGAGGUGAAAACGCAGGUCUCCAUGAAUUUCCAUACUUUGCAUCAUUUCGUUGGAUCUCAUCUAAUAUUCAUUUUUGUGGUGGUGCUAUUGUGAGCCAACGUUAUAUUGUUACAGCGGCCCACUGUGUUUCUGACUUACAUAAAAAAAAGCGCGAUGUAGCAAUUUAUGUGGGAGUUAGUAAUAAAAAUACUUCUGGAACGAUGCUUACAAUUCGUAACAUCCACGUUGAUCCCGAAUACUCAUCGAUAACUAAUGUUGAACAAAUGAACCGGCACGACUUUUCUAUUGUUAAAGAAACAAUUAUUUUUAACGAAGCUCAAAACAAAGUUGAGCUUGAAAAUCAAGAGAUUCGUGAAAACGAUCUUGUCUUGCUAAGCGGUUGGGGAUCAAUUUCUUAUCCGAAUAAUGAUUUUGCGGACAUUUUACAAAAGACAACCAUGAGAAUUCUUGACAAUAAUAAGUGUUCCCAGAGAGUUGGCUUUGUCGUUCACUAUGAGCAAGUAUGUGCAUUCAAACGUAAAGGAAUUGGCGCAUGUAUUGGUGAUAGUGGUAGCCCACUGGUCAUAAAUGGAAAACUUGUUGGAAUUUCUUCGUUUGUACUACCAUGUGCUUUAGGCCAACCUGAUAAUUGUUUGUGUUAG
Ceratosolen solmsi marchali is the source of this 693-nucleotide messenger RNA. Its product is annotated as chymotrypsin-2-like. Gene Ontology annotation, molecular function: serine-type endopeptidase activity. The transcript is spliced from 5 exons. The record is from RefSeq and is a predicted model, not a curated record. Bases 1 to 693 code for a protein of 230 amino acids. NCBI's taxonomy places the organism in Eukaryota, Metazoa, Arthropoda, Insecta, Hymenoptera, Agaonidae. Gene Ontology annotation, biological process: proteolysis.